GAACCGUAUCAGUCACAAUCGUUCCCUCAUUCGAAACGCUUUACUCGCUCUUAAAUUUCAACCAUGAAGAUCCUGUGCGUAUCGGUUGUGCUGCUGGGCUUCUGUGCAUCGCUCAACAAUGCUGGAAUGUAUCACUACAACAAACAACAUGGAGCACCACCGCCAUCGUAUCCACAGUAUCUGCCGAACUAUGAUGUCCCUCCACCGCAGGAUUACGAAACGCCCAAACAUCACUCCUGGGGAAAUGAACUGUGGAAACCGAUCACGAAUCUCCCAUGGUCCGGACAUGAGUAUGUGCAGGAGGUGCACUAUACACCCCAUUAUCACCACGGCUCAAAAGUACCGUGCCCGCUCAAGGUUCACACCACAACUACAACGACCCACAAGCCUACCACAACGACGACCACCACCACCCAUCGGCCGGUCGAAACCAAGAAGCCACAUCUGCUGCUCGAGAAGCUGACCAACACCCAUAAGCAACCAGCGCACUGAUCGGAAUGUAAUAUUGACCAAUAAAUUGAUCAGAAUCGUGAUUUUGCCAAACAAAAACAAA
This is a messenger RNA of Anopheles stephensi (Asian malaria mosquito), 553 nucleotides long. RefSeq lists its product as uncharacterized. Bases 64 to 492 code for a protein of 142 amino acids. Lineage: Eukaryota; Metazoa; Arthropoda; Insecta; Diptera; Culicidae. The record is from RefSeq and is a predicted model, not a curated record. The transcript has 2 exons.